GAUUCCGAUCAUUUUUCUGAUGAUGAUGGAGGUUCAGAUGUCGAGGAAGCUAAGCAGGAGAAAGGCGAGUUGAAUGCUUUGAGCUGGUUCAAUACCAGCACAAGUGAACAGCUAGUCGAUAUUGUGGGCGUGACAGCGGAACAAGCCCAAACUAUCAUCAAUUUGCGUCCUUUCGAUGAUACGGAUGAUGUUGACCACAAAUUGAGAGGUGCAAAAGGAGUUCAGCCAAGAUUGUUCUACGAUUGCAUUGAUCUUAUGGCCGCUUUGAAACGUGUCGAUGGUGUUUUGGCAGAUUGUACUGGAAUGGCCAACAAAUUGAGCACAGCAUUUGCAAAAUGGGAUACAUCGAACGGGGGCAAGAAUAACACUGAUGUGAACUACCUACACAAACAGCCAAAAGGAGCAAAAGAAGGUGUGAUAUUGCGAGACUUUCAACUUUAUGGCGUCAAUUGGCUCAACCUUUUGCAUCGUAUGCAUUGUUCGGGCAUCUUGGCCGAUGAUAUGGGCCUGGGUAAAACUGCUCAAGUAAUCUCCUUCCUUAAUCAUAUCACCUUUUCCCGUAAAGUGCGACCGCAUCUGGUAGUAGUUCCGAGCUCGGUCAUCACAAAUUGGAUGCGAGAGUUUGAGACUUUCGGAACAAAUCUAAGCGUUUUCAAGUAUCACGGAUCUCAGUCUGAACGUAUACAACAGCAACACGAGCUUAGAGGUGCAAGGGAUGAUUAUGAUGUGAUCAUUACUACGUACGAAAUGGCAGCCGGUGGAGAGAGGGAUCAUAAAUUUUUGCGAAAGUAUGAUUUUGAAACGGCAAUCUUUGAUGAAGGACACGUUCUCAAAAAUCAAAAGUCUAUCAAGCACGAGAAGAUUAUGAGAAUCCGUAGCAAGUGGAGACUACUCUUGACUGGAACUCCUUUGCAAAACAAUUUGGCAGAGUUGAUUUCGUUAUUGAAAUUUAUCAUGCCUCACUUUUUCGAUGGAGCGGAUGAAGCCUUGCAGCAUAUUUUCAAAGUCAAUCGUCAAACACUGUUAUCUCGCGAACGAGUCAACCAUGCAAAACAAAUGAUGAGACCGUUCACGCUGAGAAGGACAAAGCUAGAAGUCUUGGACAAUUUGAAAAAGAAGACUGAAAAGGUGCGAUAUUGCGAAAUGACGGAAGCACAAGCUGCUUUGUACGAAGAAUCAUUUGCCAAGACUAAAGCGGCAAUCAUGGCAGCUCAAGAAGGAACGGAAGAUUCUGCACCACCAAAACGAAAAGGACAGAAAGGAUCAGGAACAAAGCCAGAUCAACAAGCCGCUCAUUUGAUGCAAUUACGUAAAGCAGCCAAUCAUCCUUUGCACUUCAAGAGAUUGUAUACGGAUUCCAAGAUUGAUGCUUUGGCACGUGAUUGUAUCCGUGUUGCUGAACAUGCUGAUGAAGACUUGACGGAGAUCAAAGAAGAUUUUGCAAUCAAUAGUGAUGCCGAAUUAUGCAUGUCUAUUGCAAUGCAAUACAAGGAAUGCUCAAAGCAUAUUCUACCUGAGCAAGAAUGGAUUAAUUCCGGAAAGAUUGCGGCACUGAAAGAGGUGAUCGAAGAAGCAAAAUCGCAAGGUGAAAGAUUGAUAAUCUUUAGUCAAUUCGUUCAAACGUUAGAGAUCGUUUGCAGAGCCUUGGAAGUGUUUGGUAUUUCUUAUCGUGGUUUCACUGGAAGUACAAAGGUUAAUGAUCGACAAGAAUUGGUUGACGAGUUUACACGGGAUAAUUCGAUCACAUGCUUUUUGCUCAGUACAAAGGCCGGUGGAGUUGGUAUCAAUUUAACAGCGGCCAAUUGGGUAGUCUUAUUUGACCAAGAUUUCAAUCCUCAAAACGAUCAACAAGCAGCCGAUAGAUGUUAUCGCAUCGGACAAGAAAAGGAAGUCAACAUUAUUCGUUUGAUCAGCAAGGGUACAAUUGAUGAGCAAAUUUAUGAAUUAGGUAAAACGAAAUUGAAGUUAGCAGAACGUGUUCAAGGAAACGACGAGGAGGGAGUUGAUGGAGAAGAAGUGGAGAAAAAGGUGGAACAAACACUUAUGGCUGGAAUUAUGGCCAGCAGAAGUGCUGCAGCAAAAGGAGUUGUGUAAGUUGUCUCAAUUUUGUAUCAUUAC
Molecule: messenger RNA, 2118 nt
Organism: Meira miltonrushii
Lineage: Eukaryota; Fungi; Basidiomycota; Exobasidiomycetes; Exobasidiales; Brachybasidiaceae
Exons: 1
Coding region: 256-2094 (612 amino acids)
Cellular component (GO): nucleus
Molecular function (GO): ATP binding; DNA binding; chromatin binding
Source: RefSeq, a predicted model, not a curated record